GCCAUCUCAUUUCUCAUGGAAACUCCAGUAACGUGAACCGGACAGAAGAUUUCCGAACGCGGGUCUCAAAUGCUGACAGUCAUAAAUCAUCAUACACCAUACAACUAUAUGUACUAUAUGAAAAGCCAUGUCAUCAUAUCCGGGAUAUAUGUCCGUAAAUUUGAGUAAAAUCACAGUCUUCACUUGUCCGUGCUAAUUCGCGCCACACGAAAUAAAGAUGUGGGGAGCUCAUUUCUAAAUCACACGAGGUCAGUAGAUAAUACUAAUCUCGUGCGAAGAAUUCUUAAAUAACAUUUAUCAUAAUGAUCAUAACAAAGAGAAAGAACAGCAGAUGAAACUGUUCCCGUCUGUAUUAACAUAACAAGGGAGCUGCGGUUUUGUGUCAUCUAUUGAAAUAUUGAGAAGGACGCGAUGUCUGCAUCCGUUCACAGUUUUGAAAUGCCUUGCCAAUAUUCAUUCUUGUUUUCGCACGAGGUCAAUCACAUUCCCUGUUUCUUUGUAAACUGUCAGCAGUGCGUUCUUAUUUUUAUUUAAAACUGCUUGGCUUUUAAAAGUAAAAGUACUAAACGCCGCCAUAAAUAAUAUCAUUAAUCAUUUUUGUUGUUGCGAAAACGACACUUAACGAAAUUCAUGGUUAAAACUUAUGGGCUAAAAGUGGGUUACUCGAUGACUAUGGUAUAUGCUUAACCGAGACGUUGAAAUAACAGCUAUCGCUUGCUGGGAGAGUUCACAAAUUAAGAAAACGUAACCAAGUAACGGGAGAGCUAGACUUCCGAUGCGCAGAACAAUUCGCAUUUGACAUGAAUGGUCAUAUGUGGAUCGUCUGCGCAGUCGCAUGAAAUUGAAAACACGUGAAUCUUACUUCAGUGAUUACACUAAGUUUGCGAUUGGCCAUUGACGUUGCAAUUUACCAAACGAGCAACGGGAGCUCAUAAAGCAGCACAUGAGCCUGUUUGUGCGAUAGAAGCGCGUGUACUUUCUUCGAGCAUUAUCACACAGAAUGGCGUUUUGUAAAACCCGGGGAUAUGAAUUUAUUAUCCUGUUUGCGUUUACAUUCAGCACUUUAGUACACUGCAGAAGUUUGCUAGAUUCGUCUGUGGCACAAACAACAAAAGUUAGCGAUGACGUGGAUAAGACGUUUUCUGAUAUAUCCGAUCAAGAGGGAUUUAAUGAGCAGUUCGCUGAUUUUGACUACCCUAACGACGACUACAAUGUCUCUGAUCUGCAGAGGAGCGCUGUAAAAACUAGCGAUGAAGGGAAUACAACGUUGUCCGAUCAAGAGGGAUUGUAUGAGCAGUUUGCUGAUUUUGACUACCCCAUUGACGAUGACCACUACGACGAUGCUGUUUCUGAUCUGCAGAGGAGCGCUGUAAAUACAACUAGCAAUGAAGGGGAAAAUAUGCUAUCCGAUAUGUCAGAUCAAGAGGGAUUUUAUGAGCCGUUAGCUGAUUUUGACUACCCCAAUGACGAUGACCACUACAACGAUGCUGUUUCUGAUCUGGAAAGGAAUGCUGUAAAUACAACUAGUGAUGAAGGGGAAAAUUUGUUAUCUGAUUUGUCCGAUCAGGAGGGAUUUUAUGAGCCGUUAGCUGAUUUUGACUAUCCCAUUGACGAUGACCACAACGACUACGACGAUGCCGUCUCUGAUCUGCAAAGGAGCGCUGUAAAUACAACUAGCGAUGAAGGGGAAAUGUUAUCCGAUAUGUCAGAUCAAGAGGGAUUUUAUGAGCCGUUAGCUGAUUCCGACUACCCCGUUGAUGAUGAUGAUGCUGCUGUCUCUGAUCUGCAAAGGAACGCUGUAAAUGCAACUAGCGAUGAAGGGGAUAUGUUAUCCGAUAUGUCAGAUCAAGAGGGAUUUUAUGAGCCGUUAGCUGAUUUUGACUACCUUAUUGUCCACGACUACGAUGAUGCAGUCUCUGAUCUGCAAAGGAGCACUGUAAACACAACUAGCAAUGAAGGGAUUAGUAAAUUAUCCGAUAUGUCAGAUCAAGAGGGAGUUUUUGAGCCGUUAGCUGAUUUUGACUUCCCCAUUGACGACGACGACGUUGCAGUCUCUGAUCUUCAGAGGAAAAACUAGAGAUGAAGGGGAUAAAAUGAUAUCUGACAUGUCAGCUUCUACGACACUUACCCAAAAGCCACAUUGUCCUUUCUAUCCUCAUCUUAUUUUUACACCUCUGUUGAUGUUUGAAAUAAAG
Triplophysa dalaica is the source of this 2195-nucleotide messenger RNA. RefSeq lists its product as uncharacterized. The transcript is spliced from 8 exons. Bases 1001 to 2077 code for a protein of 358 amino acids. The record is from RefSeq and is a predicted model, not a curated record. Lineage: Eukaryota; Metazoa; Chordata; Actinopteri; Cypriniformes; Nemacheilidae.